AUGAGGCCAACAUUUCUAAUUUUUGGUUUGGUCAUCAUACUGACAUGUGCACCUUCGUUGAAUUGUCAAACGUUCCAUCCAACAUACUUUCGUAAGUUCUUACUUCAUGCUACCUGGGCUAACAUUCAGAAGUUAUCUCAAAACUUAAAUAAGGACAAAACAUUGGCUCAGCAGAUAACAAGACUCAAAAACUGGACUUCAAAAAAUUUUGGCACCGUCAAAGUGAAGUCGAACACAUUUUAUGACAAUCGGACAUAUGCUCUAGAGAGACUCACCGAAUUUGUUACCAUGCGCUCCUACUUGAGACCUCUAAUUAACACUUUUGUUAAAAAUCAAUUGACUACUGAGAUUGGAUCGUCAGAUGCACAAAAGGUUGUUAAUGCGUAUUGGAGACUUGAUCAUUACGAAAUGGGAAUAAACCCUAGAAACGCCAUGAGUCAGAUAGAAAAUGGAGCUCAUAGUUUUGUGGCCGAGAAAUACAAAGAUAAGAUACGAGAUAUACUGUAUGUAAUUCAGAACAAGGCUUUGGAGAACAAUGAUAAGUGGAAAUACUCAGACGCUUUCUACUUCAAUUUGAACACGCUCGAAUACAUAGCCGACAUGAAUACAAAAAAAGGAUUCAAUUUCGAAUUUCCGGGAUAA
Auanema sp. JU1783 is the source of this 642-nucleotide messenger RNA. Lineage: Eukaryota; Metazoa; Nematoda; Chromadorea; Rhabditida; Rhabditidae. The record is from the annotation of a GenBank genome assembly.